This is a messenger RNA of Spodoptera exigua (beet armyworm), 989 nucleotides long. NCBI's taxonomy places the organism in Eukaryota, Metazoa, Arthropoda, Insecta, Lepidoptera, Noctuidae. The record is from the annotation of a GenBank genome assembly.
AGACAAGGCAAGUAAACACAAUAUUUGAAUUGAUUUUUAUUGAAUUCAGUAUUUAUUUAAAAUAUAAUAUAUAAGUGCUUUUAAAGUUGAAUAUAAUGGAAUUAGAAGAUGGUUUUGAUGAUUUACUUGCCCAAAUCAGUGAGCCCACAUCUCCGAAGCAAUUCAAACUUGAAUCGGAAACUUUACAGCAAGUUCAACCGGGAACGUCUAAGGAGGCGGUUUCUAAGCCAGCUUCUUCGAAGACACAUUGUGUGUUAGUAAAUCAGAAACAGAGAGGCAAUCCAGUCUUAAAGUUCAUUACAAGUGUUCCUUGGGAAUACGAUGAUAUAAUUCCCGAUUAUGAGGUGGGAAAGACAAUAUGUUUACUCUUCCUGUCACUGCGCUAUCACAACAUGAAUCCAGAUUACAUACAUAACAGGAUCAAGGAACUUGGGAAGAAGUAUGAACUUAGAGUUCUAUUAGUUCAGGUUGAUCUCAAAGAUCCUCAUGUAGUGUUAAAAAAUUUAACAAGAAUAUGCUUGCUGACAGACUUAACACUAAUGUUGGCAUGGAAUCCAGAGGAAGCAGCCAAGAUUAUAGAGAAUUACAAAAUUUAUGAAAAUAAGCCACCGGACAGGAUCAUGGAGAAGAUUGAAAAUGACCCACAUCAAAAGGUGGUAAAUGCCUUAACAACAAUAAAGCCCGUGAACAAAACUGAUGCCAUGACUUUAAUAUCAAUAUUCGGAACAUUAGAAAAUAUUAUAAAGGCUUCCGAAACUAGACUUGCCGAGUGUCCCGGGUUUGGUGCGACGAAAGCUAAAAAACUGUACAAGGCCUUGCAUGAACCAUUUUUAAAAAGAGGUAACAUUAAUGUGAAUAAAAAUAAAAAUGAUUUCGAGGGAGAUUUAAGUAUAGAAGACAUUGAAAAACUAGAAAGUGAAGUAGAGAAGGACAAUAAAGGAGACACAGAAACACAUAAGAACAGUGAAGAAAAUCCAACGGAAAGCUGA